UGCCGCUGCUGCUGGAGGCAGGUGGGAUCCGCUCAGUGUCGCUGCUCGGAGUCUCCGAUCACUUCCUACACACUUCCUACGGGAGAGGAGCGCUCAGUACCCGGCAUCCAGACGGCUCGGCGGCUGCAGGAGAAGCAUGGCAGCAGGCAGCAGCCUCUAGGUCUCCGGCUGCCCCUAAGCCUUCCUGAGCUCCGCUGCUAUUAUUACUGUGGUCCCGGCUGGAGCCCGAUGAGGACUUAUAGCAGCUGAUGCGAGAGCUCCUGAUCCCCGGGAGACCACACACAGUCCGCCCGCUUGUGAGAGGCAGCUACCCGGCACCAUGGGAGAACAACCGAUCUUCACCACAAGAGCGCAUGUCUUCCAAAUAGAUCCCAGCACCAAGAAGAACUGGGUCCCUGCUAGCAAGCAAGCAGUAACAGUCUCCUACUUUUAUGACAGCACAAGGAACAGCUACCGAAUCAUCAGCGUUGAUGGGACCAAGGUUAUUAUAAACAGCACAAUCGUACCCAAUAUGACUUUCACAAAGACAUCUCAGAAAUUUGGCCAAUGGGCUGACAGCAGAGCAAAUACAGUUUUUGGCCUAGGAUUUGGAUCUGAGCAGCAUUUGUCUAAGUUUGCAGACAAAUUUCAGGAAGUUAAAGAAGCCGCAAAACUGGCCCGAGACCGAUCGCAAGAAAAGAUGGAAACUUCUAGUAAUCAUUCCCAAGAAUCUGGCCGGGAAACUCCAUCAUCUACUCGAGCAUCCAGUGUGAAUGGGACUGAUGAUGAAAAGGCUUGCCAUGGUGCCCCUUCUGACUCCGAGCUGAAGACAGAAAAUGAUAAACUAAAAACUGCCCUAGCCCAAAGCACCUCCAGUGUGAAGAAAUGGGAGACAGAAUUAGAAACAUUGAGAGAGAGUAAUGCACGGCUAUCGUUGGCCCUACAAGAGUCCAUUGCAAGUGUAGAACAUUGGAAAAAACAGUUUCUAGAAUGUAAAGAUGAGAAUGACCAACUCGGGAACAAGAUUGGAGAGCUGGAGACACAAUGUGAAGAAAUAGACAAGGAACGAGAGAGGAAUGAAGAGCUCAGUAAAAGACUGCAAGAGCUGGAAGCUGACAUUCAAGACAAAGAAGCUGAACUUGAAGACCUCAGGAAACAAAGUGAAGUGAUCCCACAGUUGAUGAUGGAAUGUGAAGCGGUGACUGAAAAGCUUCAGGAUGCUGAGCAGAGAAACCAAGACCUAGAAGAUAAAGUGAGAACACUAAGAAAAGAAGUUGAAGAAAGUAAACAUAGACAGGGCCACUUGAAACUGGAACUGAAACACUUCUUGAACAUACUAGAUGGGAAGAUUGAUGAUCUGCAUGAAUUCCGUCAAGGACUCUCUAAACUAGAAAUCGAUAGUUAGUGUGUCUCUGUGUGUUUUUUUAUACACCCAAGAUCUAUACUCAGCAACAGCAGGAGACUGAGGCCUGGAGGAUGCUGUGUUACUUCAGUUUUGUUUGGGGUGCUGGUAUCAGUUUAGUCUCUUGGCAACCAGUAGUGGCCUAAACCUUAGAAGCCAUUUUUUACUGUUUCUACAAACCAGAGCCAUCCAUCUUAUAAAAUGCAGCACUCUAAAGUGGUAAGAAAAAAUACAUCAUAACUAUAAACUAUAAGAUACCAAAUGUGGUGUUCAAAUGUAACAGUCCAUAGUCCUUUGAUCAAGAAACAAUGGUUGGCGUUAAAAUGGUUAGAAAACAGGGAAUAGCACCGGUAUAUCACCUCUUUUGUCCUCCAGUUCUGCUACUCACGAAAAUGUCUGAAUUGCAAUAAGAAAAAGCACAUAAAGAAUACUGGACCUGAGUUGCAGGUUCAGACAGCACUGCAGUAGUUGCAAUAAUUCUAAUAACAGGAUGGCUAUAGUAGAGUUAGAGCUCUCUCUCCUAUUCACUGGUGGUCAGGUUUUGGAUAAAAAUAGAACAAAUGAACUAACAGGGUUAUCGAAACUGAAACUGCCACAGACCACUUCCUGGAAGUAUAUGACUCUAAUAGGCUAUAAAAAAUAUAUAGAGAGAGGUCUCUAUUGAAGAUAUUAUAUAUAAAAUAGUGACAAGAAACACACAGUUAUAUCAAAAUUUAUAUUGGUCAUGGCUAUUUAUAGAGUUCAUUUAUCAUGUCAUUAUCGUACAUUGUUAUAGUAAGGAACAUAUUUUAUUAAAAGGAUAAAAAAUUCUAGUAAUCUAUUUUCAUAAUGUGAACCUUUCAAUUACAUAUAGCAGAAACGUCGUCGAUAGUGUGGGAAGAACUGGAAUUUAUAGUAAAAGCCUUUAAAAUGACAAAGACUCCUGAAUAUAUAUCGUUUCAUAUAUAGAUGAUUUCUACCAAACUUGCUAGUCUAGUUCUUCCCAUAUAAUGGAUGUUUCCACUAUAUGCAGGUAAUAAGUCUUCUUUAAUAGUUGUAUUGGCCUCUUCUCAGGCAGACAAGAACAAAUCCUAAAUUUGCACAAGACAAAAAAAAUGCUCUUCCACUUGAUGGAUACACUUUGAAGUACUUUUUCUAGAGUUAGGCCCAAACUCUUCAAAUUUCUCAGCAGUGUUCCAGAGACUCUUUAUCCCAGUUAUGUAGCUGGCAUGAUGGGACUGCCAUGUUAAUGCCUUAUAUGUAUGGAACACGUGUCUGAAAAGAUGUAUACUUUUCCCUUUUAUUCUAUAAUAAAGGGUGUUUUUGUUGUGGUUGGUCUACCAAUCGUAUGGAAGUAUAAAAAUGUGUAUAAGCCAUGGCUGAAAAUGUCUUUACUUGCACAGACCUCAAAGUUUCUAAUUCAAUGUAUACAGGGCUGUUCCUUAAAAACAAACUAGAAUAUUCUGCCUCAUUGUUCUAUAAUGUAGUUUAUAUUGUAUUGAAAAGAGAAAUAAAAUAAAAAAUGUUUGAUGA
Hyla sarda is the source of this 2893-nucleotide messenger RNA. It is a transcript of the gene HOMER2, whose product is annotated as homer scaffold protein 2. Gene Ontology annotation, cellular component: dendrite; cytoplasm; plasma membrane. The record is from RefSeq and is a predicted model, not a curated record. Bases 320 to 1384 code for a protein of 354 amino acids. The transcript has 9 exons. Gene Ontology annotation, molecular function: ATP binding; protein serine/threonine kinase activity; G protein-coupled glutamate receptor binding. Gene Ontology annotation, biological process: regulation of store-operated calcium entry; protein phosphorylation; G protein-coupled glutamate receptor signaling pathway. NCBI's taxonomy places the organism in Eukaryota, Metazoa, Chordata, Amphibia, Anura, Hylidae.